Molecule: messenger RNA, 6471 nt
Organism: Hypanus sabinus (Atlantic stingray)
Lineage: Eukaryota; Metazoa; Chordata; Chondrichthyes; Myliobatiformes; Dasyatidae
Product: tetratricopeptide repeat protein 39A-like
Exons: 18
Coding region: 167-1882 (571 amino acids)
Molecular function (GO): protein binding
Source: RefSeq, a predicted model, not a curated record
GCUGGCUCGCCUCGGCUCUGGUGCGCUGCGUUAGUUGGGGCGGUGAGAGCCGGUGCCACCGGACGGGCGUGAAGCGGUAGUGCUCGGCCGGACAGAACUCUCCCCACCCCGCCUGGGGUGUUGGUCCCACAUUAAUUCCCAUCCACCCCCAUCCCCACGGCUGGAGAUGGCAGAGAGUGCGGACGGACCGGCCGGCAGUUCCCCAGGUGUAGACUUGAAGACCUGCCUGGAUGAAUGCAUGUCUGCUAUGGACAUGUUCCUCAACAACCAGUUCAAUGAGAGCUUGGAGAGUCUGAAACCAAGGAUGAAGGAGAGCAUGUAUCAUGCUUUGGUGUAUGCCACCAUUUUGGAAAUGCAAGCCAUGAUGACCUUUGAACAUGAUGACAUCAUCAGUGCUGGUCACACAAUGAAGGAGGCGCAGGAGAUCUGUCAGAGGUUUCGAAAGAAGUCCACUGUUGUUGGCUCCCUGUCGAGUCUUGUGAACAAAUCAUCUGGUGACCACUUCACUGAAGAGGAGGUCCAUGCAGAGGUCUGUUACGCUGAGUGUCUCCUACAGAGGGCUGCCUUAACUUUCUUGCAGGAUGAGAACAUGGUCAGUUUUAUCAAGGGUGGGAUUAAAGUCAGGAACAGCUUCAUCAUUUACAAAGAUCUCCAUAACUUCCUGCAGUCAAACCUAUGCAGCAAAGGACCCAAUCACUCCCACCUGGAAGGAGGUGUUUCCUUGGGAAUUGGGGCAUUUAACUUGGCUUUGUCAAUGUUUCCAACACGGAUCCUGAAACUGUUGGAGUUCGCUGGCUUCUCUGGGGACAAGGAGUAUGGUCUGUCGCAGUUACACGAUGGAGUGAUGGUUCCCAAUAUCCGAGCCAUUUUAUGCGUUAUGCUGCUGCUGUGUUAUCACACCUUCCUGACAUUCAUACUUGGAACGGGUGAGGACGAUGUCACAGAUGCAGUGGUUCUACUUCAACCUUAUCUCACACGAUACCCUAAGAGUGCAAUAUUCCUGUUCUUUUCGGGAAGAAUAGAAGAAAUCCAGGGAAAUCUCGAUAAGGCAAUCCAGAGAUUCGAGGAGGGAUGUGCUGCGCAGCAGGUGUGGAAGCAGUUCCACCACAUGUGUUACUGGGAGCUGAUGUGGUGCUUCACUUACAAGCGGCUGUGGAAGAUGGCUUACUUCUACGCAGACCUCCUCAGCAAAGAGAGCCGCUGGUCUAAGGCAAUGUACGUCUACAUGAAAGCUGCAUAUCUGAGUAUGUUACCUGAGCAUGAGGCAAAACCCUUUGGAGACGAUGAAGUAGAGCUGUUCAGGCAGGUUCCCCUUCUGAAGCAGAAGAUCGCUGGGAAGUCCCCCCCUACCGAGAAGUUUGCGAUAAGGAAGGCUCGGAGAUACAAGUCUAACCAUCCUGUGAGGUUGCCGGUACCAGCUCUGGAGAUGAUGUACAUGUGGAAUGGUUUUACGGUGAUCGGCAAACAGUGGAAGCUGACAGAGGAAAUGUUGGAGACGAUCUGUGAAGCAGAGGCAGGGCUGGAACAGGCAGCAUCUAAUGAGUACCUGGCUGAUGACAAGUGUGUGGUGAAGCUGCUGAAAGGGUUGUGCUUGAGGCACCUGGGCAGGACCCUGGAGGCGGAGCAAUGCUUUGUCUAUAUUUAUGAACAUGCGAAGAAGAUUAAAUAUGAUCACUACUUGAGUCCAAACGCCCUGCUGGAGCUGAGUCUGCUUUUCAUUCAACAGGAUCGAAAAGACGAAGCCAUCAAAUGGUUGAGACGUGCAAAACAAAACUACAAGGACUAUUCUAUGGAAUCCAGGACACUUUUCCGGAUACACGCUGCUCUUUCUAAACUGAAGGCGGAGAAGGAUGAGAAUGGGCUGGAGGGAACUACCCUCUAGACAUGAACCUUGCGGAGGCCUCGGUGUUAAAAGGGAUGGUCUAGCAAUUGGGAGGGGCUGGAUUGUAAAAUUAAACGAGGAUGUUCACUUCCAAUAACACCUGAGGUUGAAACUCCUUCUGCUGAGAAGUGAAUGUUUGGGGAGCCUGUCUGCCCUUAACGAAUCUCUGACUUGAAAACCUUGUCCUGUGCCAUUUUGGAAUUGAGGAAAGGAUAUGGGAGGCAUUGCCAUGGACACUAAUUGGUUGCCAUUUUGUCUUCUACUUGGCCUGUAGGGAAUGAGUCAUCCCUACAGAUGGGGCAGAAUACUGGGAGGAGUUGGGUGGUCUAAUCAAAGGGGGUGGGAGUGGUGGAAUCGCCCAAGAAACGUGGUACAAAUCAGCUUUGUAAAUGUUCACUUUCCUGGUAAUACCAGGUAAUUGUGCCUUCCCUGCUAAUUUUGGAGGCCUCUCAGUGUGAGCUGCAAGGGUUAGAAGGUGUUAGUACAAAUGAAUUAUUAUAAUGUUUCUAAAUUAGAUUCUGUAGGUAGACUGAAAUUAUCAGGAGACUUUGAUGGCUAUUUGCACUCAAAUUAUUUUAUAUCUAACACGUGGAGAUUUUAUAUUCUCAUUCAAAUAGGGUAUUAUGUUUCAUCACUGUUGUGUUUAUUUAAGUAGGUGCAGUGUCAGUUGGGCAUGGUCAGUUAAUAAUUUAAUUGCUGUCCAACCCUGGAAAACAGUGGAAUUUUUCAAUAUUCAGUGUUCAAUUGAAGCCAGGUACACCAGAUCCACUGGGUUGGGGCUUUGAUAUUUUGUACUUCAGGAAAUGUAAAUAGAUUCAGAUUUAUUAAUCAUGUGUACAACAAAGCAUACAGUGAAAUAUGUCAUUUGUGUUAAUAACCCACACACUUUUGAUAUGCUUGGGGGGGGGGGGGGGGGGGAGCCAGCAAGUGUUGCUACAUACAGUAUUUCGGCACUAACAUAGCUUGUCCAUGGUGUUCACCAGAACAACACAAGCAGUAGCAACAACAGCAGCAACAUGAGUUCCUUUUCCCACUCACUCACACAGAUGUACAGACCUCCAGUUUUGUGCCCCAAAGACUAUCAGACUUGCAGCCAAUGGCCUCCAAUCUCCAGACCCUGGCCAUGACUCUCAGAUAUUUUGUAGGCAGAUUUCGAUGGGGAACAAAAGUUUUCACACUCUGCAGCCUAAGCUUCCCCUGUCUGAUUCUAGUGUGUGCACCAGCAAUAUUGGGAAUGCUUGCUGCUAUCACCUCAGUGAUGGUCCUGCAUCUCCCUCACCCUCCCCAGCACAUUCUUCUCCCCUCUCUUACCCUAGAUUAAGUAAGGACAACAACCAAGCCUGUCCUGGUCCUACAACUCAUUCAGUCAGCACAGAAUCAGUGCAGGACCCUACCCACCCCCACUCGUUCGUUAAAGCCUUCCUUUGAACUCAUACUGAGACUUUGACUAGGCAACAAUUGAACCAGGGAUCAUAAGGUCAAACUCUAGAGAUCUACCUCUGUCCAUUUAUGAGAACUUUUUAAGUUGUGCUAUAACAAUCUGAAUUCCUAGGAUGGACAAAUAUGUGGUCACCUAUGGUGUCUAUCCAUGAAUGUCUCAUCUUGCCCAAGUAUCAUGUCAAUGGUUCGUUACCUCUGUUCUAACCAAAGUUGUAAAUAAGUCUGGUUGAACCCCCUGAAUUCUGUUCAGUCACAUCAUCACACUCCAGCAAGGACACUCUGGUUUCUGAGUGGGAGGCUGUGCAAAAUGAUGCAAGCGUUAAUAGGUUUAUGUUAUGAAGCUAGACAGCAUACUGCAUAUUUAUGCUGAAUACAGAAGAAUGAUAUUUAAUUUAGGUGCUUAAGGUAAUUGUUGAAAAAAGGAAUAUAACAACACAAAAUGCUGGGGGAUCUCAAUAGGUCAAGUGGCAUCUAUGGAGAAUUAACAGCUGAUGCUUCAGGCUAAGACUUCAUCAAAAUGGGAUUGGUCUUUGAUGAUUGACACAGACUCAGUGGGCUGUAUGAGGGAAUUUGAGAGUAGUUGAGUCCAGUACAAGUGAGUGUGGAGUCAAAGGGUUGUAGUUGUAAUUAAAUCUGACCAGCCCCUCAUCACAAAACUAUCUGUAUUUUUAAUCGCCCCUUCCCUUCUGAUUUUGCCGUGACACCAUUCAUAUCCCAGCCACCUCCAUUUGACACCUUGGAAUCCCGCUCCAUAAUCUUUUUUUCUUGGACCAGAACAGACAGAUUUUGGUGACCUAAAAUGAUGCAGUCAAUAUUUAACACAUUUAUUACAGCAUUUAGUCUCAAUACUUGACUCUCCACUUCUGAAGAGUCUCUUAUGCAGUGUAACCCAAACUCUUCCAGCUCCUGCUGAGGUUUAGGGUCUUGACCUGAAAUGUCGACUGCCCAUUUCCUUCCACAGAUGUUGCCCGAGUUCCUUAAGCAGUUUUUUUUUACUGCAGAUUUCCACUUCAUUUUAUUUCAAAUAGAGCAGAUAUUGAACCUUCCCCAGUGUGCAGCCCUCGUUUAAUGGAAGUUUCCUGGCUGAUGGGGCAUCCUGCAGACAGGGAUGUGGAAUUUCCCAGCAACAACCAACCUAAUUGCGCAGAGUUGUGUGCCUUUAAUACAGCCAACUGUUAGACUGAUUCAACCCAACCAGUCUGGGGCAAUGCUUGUUGUCCUGGGAAUCUUGUAAUUAAGGACAAUUACCCUAAAGGUGAGAGUUUUGGGGUGUUAGAACAUAUAACAGCCUUCAGCCCACAGUGUUGAGCUGACCUUUUAACCUACUUUAAGAUCAGUCCAAUGUUUCCCUCCCACAUACCCCUCCAUUUUUCUUUCAUCCAUGUGUAGAUCAGCAGUUUCACACAGUAUCAUUCUUUUUUAAUCCUUUUGAGUGUUUCAAAAAUAGAUACAUGACAGACUAUCAUUUUGAAGGGGGAAACAUUUGUCUUUCAAGUAAAGUUUCUUUUUUUAAAAAAAGCAGCAAGCUGGAAUGGGUUAAGGCUGAACCUCAGUGAUCUGUUCUUAACUCACCACCCUGCCCAUGCAUAGGGUGAUUACGGGUUACUCUUGCUCUGUAAGCAAUACUCAACAUACAUUGUCAACUUAAUUAGGUACAACCCGCAGUGAUCUUCUGCUGCUGUAGCCUACCCACCUUGAGGUUCAACGUGUUGUGUGUUCAGAGGUGCUCUAUUGCACACUUACUUGAGUUACUGUCACCUUCCUGUCAGUUUGAACCAGUCUGGCUAUUCUCCUCUGACCUCCCUUAUUAAUAACACAAGGGAGUCUGCAGAUGCUAGGAAGUUAGAGCAACACACAGAAAAUGCUGGAGGAACUCAGAUCAGACAGCAUCUAAUUAACAUUCACCAUUUCAGGCUGAGACCCUUCAUCAGUACUAGAAAGGAAGGGGGAAGAUGGAAUAAACAGGUGUGGGGAGGGGAAGGACAAGCUAGCAGGUGAUGGGUGAAGCUAGGUGGGUGGGAAAGGUAAAGAGCUGGAGAAGGAAUUGGAUAGGAGAGGAGAAUUGAUUGUGGAGUAAAAGGGGAACCAGGGAGUGAUAGGCAGGUGAGAAGAGGCCAGAGUGGGGAAUAGAAAGAGAGGAAAAAAAAUUACUGGAAGGAGAAAUUAAUGCAUAUGCCAUCACGUUGGACACUACCUAGAUAGAAUAUGAGAUGUUGCUCCUUCACUCUGAGUGCAGCCUCAUUGUGAACAAAGAGGAGGCCAUGGACCGACAUGCUGAAAUGAAAAGAGGGGUAGGAAUUAAGAUGGUUGACCACUGAGAAAUACUGCUUUUGGUGGUUGUAAUGCUCUACAAAGGGGUCCCCCAAUUUCCCCAAUUUCUGAAGAGGCCUCAUCAGAAGCUAAGCAUACAAUAGACCCAAACAGAUUCUCCUGGUAAUUUUUUUUUCCUCCUCCUCCACUCUGGCCACUUAACUCUUUAGACCUUACUAUCACCUCCCCCGGUGCCUUUCUUCCUCCUUCCCUUUCUCCCAUAGUCCACUCUCCUCUCGUACUAUCACAUUCCUCCUUCUCCAGCCACCUGGCUUCACCUUUCACCUAGCAAGUUCUUCCUCUUCCCACCUCGAAUCCUUGAAGUCCAGCUGUUUCUGAGCUACUCCAACCACCCUGUCAGACAACAACAAUCACUCCCAAGUCAAAAUCACAUUUUUCCCCUAUUCUGAUGUUUGGUCUGACCAUCUUGACCAUGUCUGCAUGCUUUUAUGUAGGUAUUAUGAUCCUGUCACAUAAUUGGCUGAUUAGAUAUUUGCAUUUAUGAGCAAGUGUACCUCAAAGUGGCCACUGAGUGUAUUUUAUGGUGUUAUUAGAAAGUUGUAUUCUGAAAUUCAUUACAGUGGAGUUAAUGACAUUAAUAUCAGUGAUAAUAAUAUGCUGAGGUUAUUAUCUGGCAUGUUGGAUAAAGUAGGGAUGUUCUGCCUCUGCGUCCACAAAUGACUUAAAAUGCAUCACUUAAUCUUGUGUGAUGAGGUGUAAUGGUUUGCAUGUACACGUGAUUUACUCAAGUACAGCAAGACAAACAGAAUUGAUUUAAAUUACUUAAUCAUUUUAAUUUAUGUCAAAUUAACUCAAUACAGUGGAAGUUUGGUACAGAU